This is a messenger RNA of Klebsormidium nitens, 1628 nucleotides long. The record is from the annotation of a GenBank genome assembly. Lineage: Eukaryota; Viridiplantae; Streptophyta; Klebsormidiophyceae; Klebsormidiales; Klebsormidiaceae.
UGGCCAGGUUGUACCUCUCCUUAUGACAGGUAGCACGAGCGGAUUUACGACAUGAUGUGUGGGAAGGAAGAAGAAACAGAAUCUCCAAUUCCUGAGCUGGAUCUUUACACCAAUGUGAGAGAGUGGAAUCCUUCUUUGCAAGACAAAUUGGUUGCAUAUCCACAUCAGAGCAGGAUCCGCCGCCGCCCCCACUCGCCCAAGCUUGCCUUUCUUCUCAUCGUGGCCAGCAAACAUGCUGCUGUUCUCGGACCUCAUCUCAAAUGACGAGCUCCUGUCAGAUUCUUUUGAUAUGGAGGAGACGCACAAUGGGAUCUUCUACAAGGUGCCUGGAAAGUGGGUGACUUCAGGCCCCGUUGAUGUUGACAUUGGUGCCAACCCUUCAGCAGAGGAGGCCGAGGAGGGUGUAGACGACAGUGUGCAGAAGGUUGUGGAUAUCGUAGAUACCUUCCGGUUGCAGGAACAACCACCUUUCCCCAAGAAGGACUUCUUGGGGUGGCUGAAGGGAUACAUUGCAAAGCUGACGCCCCUCCUCUCUGAGAAGAGGCAAGAAGAGUUCAAGAAGGACGUCCCUGACGCCGCCAAGUUCCUCUUGGGCAAGCUGAAGGACCUGCAGUUCUUCACUGGGGAGAGCAUGAACCUCGACGCGGCCCUGGUCUUUGCUUACUACGAAGAUGGCGCAACCGACCCCAUCUUCAUCUACUUCAAGGAUGGCCUGAAGGAGGUCAAGUGUUAGACAGAAGCCAGCCUGCAUAGGUUUGCACCCGAACACGCCACGUUCAUUGUUACCUGUUUUUGACGAAAUAAGCUGGCAUUGCUGCAUGUCGUAUCCAUUCAAAUUGUGCCAAAGCUGCGACACGGACGUACACUGAUCGCUGGCUUCGGACUUCUUUGAUCAAUUUGAAAGCAUAGAAGGGGCGUCUUGGCCGCAUUGCUCAGCCCUUCGUUUUUGAGGAGCGUAUCGCUCGUUCGGUGAUUGUUUUGGCAGAAUGAUCGAAAGUGCCAGUGACAUUGGUCAACAUGGCUCAACUUGGCGAAUUUACAGUUUGACGCUUCACCAUGAAGCUUGUGAAGCUUGUCAGCUACUCCGAUUAUCUUUCAGAUUCACUUUCUUUGGUGGGUGACGGUGUAUGGUUCAGAUGUAUAUUGAAAGAAGUCAGCUAUUUGGCAGAGCUGCUUUUGUUGAUCCUGAUUGCUAUGGAAAACAACGCAGGUGACCCAGGUUCGAACGGUCUAGUGUAAUCUGGGCUGUCUAAGCUGCUGCUUCCACCAGAUGAUGACAAACUACACAGUUUUGCGCAAGGGCUCUGAGGUCUGCUUCUAAGCAGGCUACUGAGAUGAGCAUUCUGCAAUCCUGAUGGUUGAAGCACAUUAGGCAUGCCCCCGCUCUUGAGCGAGCUAGGUCCCAUUUUGCAGCCACUGAUUUCAUUACAAGCUUUUCUGAAUCCUGUUCUGCGCAGCCGGUAUGCAAAGUCAGCAGGUUGUGGCUGAAGGGGUGAGUUGUUGUGAAACGAUUGCUGUGGAGCGAAUGGGACCGCUGAAGUUGACAAUUUCAUGGGCUUGCUCCGACUCAUCCCUUGUAACCGCAUGCGCGGAAUUUUUUUACAAUGGGCAGGCCUGAUCUACUGGCG